CCACCAUGCCAGUACAGUAACAUGGCGGUCUGAUGUAAGAGGAGUGUGAGUUUCAGCAACCUGAAUCAGUGGAGAGACCGCGGGUGGUGUUUAUAUUUUAUCAUUAGAAAAAGAAUAACGGCUGGAUGUAAAUGUCGGGCCUGUUCACACGGUCCCGGUGAUCAUCCAGAGAGUCUUUCCCGGUAGCAGAGUUUGGGACUCGAUCUCGAGUGACCAGACGGUAACGUCAAGCAUCCCGGGUUCGGAACGAGGAUAUUCAGCCUUCGCCACGGAAGAGGAAGCCUGUGUUUCUCGCUGGGCUGCUGAAUUGUGACUGAAAACUUCAAGUCAAUCAGUCAAAACCAAAGUAGGAACCACAAGCAGAAAGGUCAGCGUGAGCAGGAACUUGCUCCACAUAUGAGGAGGCAUCUGACAAGACAGCCACAGCACCAGAAACCCAGGGCAUAUGGAUCCCAAUGACUCUGGAGAAGGGCAAGAGGAGCAGCAUUACGAUUUAACACCCAGCUCCAGAGGACGACAGCGGAAGAAAAAUCCAAAAUAUUUUGAUUAUGAAACAGAUGUAUUUGAUGUGGAAAGUGUCCAGCAAAAAACACCUACAGAGAAGUCAAGAGGAGAGGGAGCGACUUCUAAACAGACUCCGGCAAAGAGUGGAAAAGCUAAGAAUGCCACUCAACAGACUGCAGAUGGGGAAAACGAAGCAACUGACAAAACACCUCAACAGUCAGAUGGGAAAACCUCAGAGGACACACCUAAAAAGGUAAUUAGAGCAAAGAAGACUCCAGCCAAAAAGACUCCAGCCAAAAAGACUCCAGCCAAAAGGACUCCGGCCAAAAAGACUCCGGCCAAAAAAACUCCCAACACUGAUGGGGACCUCUCGACUGGGAAGGGUGAAGUUCUAGAUACUGAACAUCAAGAAAAUAGGACACCAAAGCCAAAGAGAAAGUAUGUGAAGAAGGAGCCUACAAAGGAACCGGAACCAGUUACAGAACCACCAUGUAAGGAGGCUGAAGGGGAACUUCCGAUUGAACCUGAGGGGGAGACCCAGCCAGGAGGCCGUCGUAGGAGAGGUGCUGCUAAAGCGGCAUUGAAAUACCUCCAUAAUUUGGCAAAAGAAGUGCUCGGUCAUUCCAAUGAUGAGUCAGGCCCACAGCCAGAGGCCAACAGCGAUAUUACAGAGGGGAAAAGUCUCAAAGGAAAGAAAGGGCGGAAAGGCCGCAAGAGAAAACUGGCCGACUGUGACAGUGGUGCAGAAGAUGAGGACUUUGUUCCAGAUGUUGAAGAUGAGGAUUUUGAGGAAGUGGAAGACGAAGAAGAAGGAGAGGACUCAGACACAGACUUUAGGACAGUUGGAAGAAGUCCAGCAACUUUUCACUGCAACAAGGCCUUUACGGGCCCAGGCGCCAGAAUCCCCAACGGUCUCACCACUAACUACAUGAGAACUGUUUGGGAGUUCACUGAGACGACUAAGAAAUUCCGGGAGGAGCACUACAGCAGCUGGGUGUUCCCAGAGUGGGUCCCCUCCACCAGUGACUGGCACCUUGUACCACAAAGUGAUUUGGAGAAAUACCUGCCUCAGGAGCUUCAGUCGGCUGCUUUCAAAGUGUCCAGAGAAGGCCACCGUAAGGAGGAGACACCUCUUCAAAGACUCAAAAGGUUCGCAGCAGUGCCUGCCCACCCGGAUUGCUGGGACAUGUUCCUGUAUGCAGGUGGACCGGUCUGGGCCCUGGAGUGGUGUCCUACACCUGAUGGUGCUCCAGCAUCCCAGUACAUAGCUCUGGCCUGUCACCGAGGGAUGGACGACUGGCACUAUGUCAACAAGAUGUACACCGGACCUGGACUCGUUCAGCUGUGGGACGUGGGCAAGCUGGAUUACAACAGCAGACCAGACUCACAGCCAGCCUUGGCCUAUGGCUUGGCCCAGAACAAAGGCUUCAUCUGGAAUCUAAAGUGGUGUCCUGCAGGAGGCUGGGAGCCUCCCAGUUGUGACAGAAAGGCACCUUUUCUGCCCAGACUGGGUCUUCUGGCAGUUGCCACCUCCUCCAGUGUGGUCACCAUUUACAGUCUGCCCCACCCUGAUGCUCUAAACUCCAACAAGAAGCUUGCUAACUCUGGAAAAGCCAGCGAACAGUUGCCAAUAUUCCAGGCAGAAGGAGUGUUAACACUGAAGCUGGGCUCCUUCAAAGCCCCUCGCCAUGAAAGGAGUGGACAAGUUCUGUCUAUGGACUGGCUGCCUAAAAAACCACACAAUAUAAUGGCUGUUGGAUUCUAUGACGGUGUAGUAGGUCUGUGGGAUCUGUCCACAAAGUCUGCGCUGUUGCGAGUGCGACAGUCAGACGGGUCAUUCAACCUGAUGCCCUAUCGAUGCUUCCUGGCUCACGACCACGCUGUCCGGGCCUUGGCCUUCUGUCCUGCCUCCAGAUACCUGUUGGCGACAGCAGGAGAUGACCGCUAUGUGAAGACUUGGGACCUGAGGAGGCUUUAUGAUCCCAUCAAUGUUCUGAAACGCUGUCUGACCACUGAUGUCCACUGGCCAUUGAAUGCACCUGGCAUCCUGUUGGCCCAGGAGAACGCAUUUGCGGCGAAUGGUUCACAUGGAGUCCAUUACUUUGACCAUUUCAUGCGCUCCAACUUCCCAGUUCCUAGGACAGGCACAGUGUGGUCCAUGUCUUAUACUGAUUGGUUGAACAGUGUGGUGACGUCAGACAGCCUCGGUGAUGUGAUCCUUGCCAUCUUACCUCACAUAAGUUCCACUCCCCAACACGUCAAACGCACGAUAGAAAGACGCUUUCCCAUCUACUUAACAUCCCUGGUGCCUCAUGAUGCAGCUAAAGAAAAAAAUCAAGAGAUGGGAGGAGUGGAGGAGGAGGGAGACGCUGUUGAAGAGCAAGGAGGAGACUCAGAAGGACCGGACGCUGGAUCUGAAGGAGGAAAUGAGAACGAUAAAGAAAACAGAGGAGAUGGAGGAAGACAUGGAAAGGAUAAAUGUCCCCCUCUGCGGUUCCAGAAGUACAAAGACGCUGCAAAGAAAUACUACCUCCACCAUACAGACGGCAAUAUGCUGACCUUUAUAGCAAGCGAGAAGCAACCUCUGUGGAAACGCAUGAAAGAAACAGAGUUGAAGGCAAAGAUUAACAUGGAUGAGAUGCCAUUGGCUGCAUUACACAAGGUGUGUUUCAAUCCGAACAUGUGCUGCCAUACGUGGGUGGCGUCGGCGGGCCAGACGGGGCUGGUCAGACUGAACUGUGUGAGGGGUUUGAUCACCUCCGAGGCCAAGCAGAUGAUAAGCGAGAACCAGGCCCAGUUCAACGCACUGUACUCUCAGAAAGACUCACAGAAGGAGGCCGUCCAAACUGUAACAGACGAGCUAUAGCAGCAUCAGUUGAACUUCACCACAGGUGGAUGACACUGUGCAAAAAACACACACCUGCAAAAAAGUAUUUUUUAGAAUGAUGAAGACGAUAUUAAUAUUUAAUUUGCACAUAACUGUAUACAUUUGCUGGGUUUAAUCCUGUUUCAAUAAUCCAAAGACCAGCAAAUAAAUGAUCAACCAAUUCAACUUUAUAUUUAAGUAGGAAAAACUAAAUGAUUUGCAGGUUUUGUGGCAUUUCUUCAACAUCAAACUGCUUUACUUCCCACGAAAUGUCUCAUUGACAUAAUUUCUCCAUCUUUUUCCACUGUUCACCAAACUUUGAAAAGUGUCAAUGGUCACAGUUUAUAUGCCUCCAAGAAGUUUAAGCAGCUGGCGAUUAAGUGUCUUGCUUUGCAGUUUCCACCUAAUAGUUAUUGAUUUCAAGUAGGGGUUUCGGUUGCUUCAGUAUCUAUCUUGGCAAACAAAUUGCAAAUAUGGCAGUGAAUCCAUUGUUGACAGUAGUCCAAGGUAUUAGAAAAGGAGAUUAUCAGCUACAUUCGCUGUUAGAAAAUCAGCCACACUCAGGAAAAAAAAUUGAAAUUGAUAACAAGUUUAAAAAAAAGUUUUUGCUGACUUAGUUAAUUAGUAAAGAGUGAUGUGGCUUUAUGGUUCACUGUUGGGCGUGGUUACAGGUGCAACAGACUUGGGAAUCAGAAUAGUGUUAGUUAUUCUAAAAAAAAUGAACACAUUCAAAAUAACAAAACAUACAUCCUGUUCUGUCAAUUUAAUGUAAACAUCACUCAUUAAAUGUCUCUAGUUGGUGCGUAAAGUCAAACAAAAGUGUUUCUGGUUACAAAAUGGAAGCUGUGAGAAAUUGGACUAAAGGAUUUCUUUCUUGUACAUUAUUUUGGCAAACCUUUUGUAAUCAGCAACACAUUCCACUGCAGUUUAUGUGAAUGUCUGUCUUCAGAUGUGUUGGCAUUGCUAACCAGAGGGUGCAGCACCAAGAAAAGCAGCAUCGCUCUCUAACUCGUUUGGCUGAUCAGAGGAUCGGAAACAUUGGGGGUCACAUUUGCAGCACACCGUGUGCUAGUGUUGGUUUCUUGACAACAUGCUAUUUAAUUUAUUUUACAGUACCUUACAGAUACGCCCCCAAAAUCUCCUCCCACCUCACUGUUGAUAUUCUCAAACUGUGAAAUGUGCUGAGUUUCAAAACCUCAACAGCAAGCUGGGGGGAAAUUGGGAGCAUAUCUUUAAGUUCAUUUUUGCUGCUGUAUUUUUGUAAUCAAACAUUUUUUUUCUCUUUUACGAUGUCAAGAACAUCUCAGGCUUUAACUGGGAGGAAAUACUUGAAAUUUUUUUAUUGUAUGUAAUGCUGGAUGUAAUGUUUGUAUAUGACACAUUCUAGGUAUUUUUUAAAUGUUAAUUUCUUCACCUGUUAACUUAAACCUGCUGUUGUUAUUCUGAUGAUUCAAACAUUUUGAUUCCUUUUUUUAUAACAGUUGCGGUGAUAUUACCUCCAGUUAUUUUUCAGUGUCUACAAAACAAAUUGGAUAAUGUUAUUAUUUACAGGCGCCGCUGUCUUUUUUUUAGAGGCUAUCUAACACAUGUUUUCCUCCUAAGUUAAAUUAGGGGUUUGAAAAUGUGCUCAUCAGUUUUGUUUUAUUCCAAUUAUUUACAACUCUUAUCGACAGUUUAAAAAUGAUGUUUAGUACACCACGAUAAUAUUGUCAGUCACAUAAAACCAAUAAUCACAAAAUUAUCGUUAACUUGUAAAUCAUAAGUUAUUGAACUUUAUUUGAACUUGCUCUUCUAUUCUGCUCUGUUGCUAUUUUUGAAAUGUUACAUGUAAUAAAUGUUUCUGGGUAAAUUAAAUAAAGUUGACAUUGAACAUUCA
Molecule: messenger RNA, 5246 nt
Organism: Micropterus salmoides (largemouth bass)
Lineage: Eukaryota; Metazoa; Chordata; Actinopteri; Centrarchiformes; Centrarchidae
Gene: gtf3c2
Product: general transcription factor IIIC, polypeptide 2, beta
Exons: 21
Coding region: 446-3370 (974 amino acids)
Biological process (GO): transcription by RNA polymerase III
Cellular component (GO): transcription factor TFIIIC complex
Molecular function (GO): protein binding
Source: RefSeq, a predicted model, not a curated record